CGCGGGCGGGAAGAUGGCGGCUGGGUUCAAAACUGUGGAACCUCUGGAGUAUUACAGGAGAUUUCUGAAAGAGAACUGCCGUCCUGAUGGAAGAGAACUUGGUGAAUUCAGAACCACAACUGUCAACAUAGGUUCAAUUAGUACCGCAGAUGGUUCUGCUUUAGUGAAGUUGGGAAAUACUACAGUAAUCUGUGGAGUUAAAGCGGAAUUUGCAGCACCACCAACAGAUGCCCCUGAUAAAGGAUAUGUUGUUCCUAAUGUGGAUCUACCACCCCUGUGUUCAUGGAGAUUCCGGUCUGGACCUCCUGGAGAAGAGGCCCAAGUGGCUAGCCAAUUCAUUGCAGAUGUCAUUGAAAAUUCACAGAUAAUUCAGAAAGAGGACUUAUGCAUUUCUCCAGGGAAGCUUGCCUGGGUUCUGUACUGUGAUCUCAUUUGCCUUGACUAUGAUGGAAACAUUUUGGAUGCCUGCACAUUUGCUUUGUUAGCGGCUUUAAAAAAUGUACAGUUGCCUGAAGUUACUAUAAAUGAAGAAACUGCUUUAGCAGAAGUUAAUUUAAAGAAGAAAAGUUAUUUGAAUAUUAGAACUCAUCCAGUUGCAACUUCCUUUGCUGUGUUUGAUGACACUUUGCUUAUAGUUGACCCUACUGGAGAGGAGGAACAUCUGGCAACAGGAACCUUAACAAUAGUAAUGGAUGAGGAAGGCAAGCUCUGUUGUCUUCACAAACCAGGUGGAAGUGGGCUAACUGGAGCUAAACUUCAGGACUGCAUGAGCCGAGCAGUUACAAGACACAAAGAAGUUAAAAAAUUGAUGGAUGAAGUAAUUAAGAGUAUGAAACCCAAAUAAAUAGCCACUUUUCAAAA
Molecule: messenger RNA, 861 nt
Organism: Rhinopithecus roxellana (golden snub-nosed monkey)
Lineage: Eukaryota; Metazoa; Chordata; Mammalia; Primates; Cercopithecidae
Product: exosome complex component RRP43
Exons: 1
Coding region: 14-844 (276 amino acids)
Biological process (GO): nuclear mRNA surveillance; U5 snRNA 3'-end processing; nuclear polyadenylation-dependent rRNA catabolic process
Cellular component (GO): cytoplasmic exosome (RNase complex); nuclear exosome (RNase complex)
Source: RefSeq, a predicted model, not a curated record